This is a messenger RNA of Paraglomus brasilianum, 903 nucleotides long. NCBI's taxonomy places the organism in Eukaryota, Fungi, Glomeromycota, Glomeromycetes, Paraglomerales, Paraglomeraceae. The record is from the annotation of a GenBank genome assembly.
AUGUUCAACCUUCUUCUCACUCUAUCUUUUAUACUUCUUAAUCAACAAAAUUUCUCAAAAGACCAAUUCACUGAUCCACUUUCCGUUUCCACAAACGUACCAAAAACGAGCUCGUCCUCUUCGCCCUCUACACCUUCUACGAUCUCCUCCUCCGUUUCCGUUCCGAUAUCUCAAACCUCGACCACAUUCUCACAACAAUCGAGGCAGGCACCUUCUCACUGGCAGAAACUUCGAGAACUUGUACUAGUCGAUCAAAUCCCAGAGAUACCGCGAACAUCGUCUCUUAUAAAUAUAGAGGAUAAUAAUUAUGUUAAUCGAGCGGUUGAUGGAGAACCACUGGCGACAGGAUCACCAGGAAUCAUAACAGCAGCUACAACGACAACAUCGACGACAGCUACAGCGGCCAUAGGUUCCGUUCUUUCAACCCCAAGUUCGACGUCCACCCUAAUCACACCCCCACCCCCUCCCAAAUCGCUAAAAUCCCAAUACCAAUCUCGCCGCGACGGUGGAACAGGACCUGGCCUUCGAGGCGUUCUUCGGUUCAAGACAACCGUACAACAACGAUCAGAUUAUCACAAAAUGGAAAAAGACUUUGAAAAACUGUUAUCUCGUCGCAACUAUUUUGCAUCUUCAUCUCCAUCAUCCCACUCCUCGUUAUCCUCCUUUCCCUACAACAUUACACCGGCAUUAAACUUGUCAAAUUUGUCUCAGAUGCCUGUUGGAGAUUUUAUGAAGGGGACGAAGAUCGGUAGUGGCGAAGGUAUAGGGGAAGGCGUGAAUUUUUAUGGAGAACUAAUAGAGGUGUUGAAAAAGUGGAAGCAUGUGGUUAAGUUGGCAGCGGCCCAAGAAGUGUUUGCUGAAUUGGCAAGGCCGUUUUUUAAUUAUCCCGUGAAUGGUGAGUGA